GAUUAGAUUACCUUCAAACUGCGUGUAGUCCUCCUGCGUGUAGACAUAGUUGUCCUCCCAUUCCGUGUACAAGGUAGCAAGGUUUUGGCUUCUUAUUUUGUCCCACUUCCCCACUCUGAAACCCUUUUUUAAGAUGAAAGUAAAUUGGACAGACUAGUUAGUUCAGUACCUUGCUAUAUGCUAGCGGCGGCUGUCUCUUGUGUCCCUGCAGCGAUCCGUAGCCUGUGCAUUAUAGCUGAGCAAUGUGUUGUAAAAGAAAUGGGAGUGUAAAGAUCACUCUAGGGAUAUUUCAUGUCUACAUGUCACUAUUUAUAUUCAAUCAUUCUCGUGGAUAUUCGCUUAUCGCGGUCCGUUAUGGAACAAUUAAGCGCUGAGUUAUUUUUUUAAUUUGGGGAGUGUACAAAAAAAGCCCGAUUAGCUGCAGUACCACCAAUAGCCUAAGAGGGAUGCAAUUGAGUCGCAAGAUUGGAAGGCAUCGUUAACACGUGUUUAACCACUUAUUUAAAAUUUUCAUUUACGUUUUAAUAUGACAUUAAAUUACCAUUCAUGGAUGAAAAUGAUAAAAUGAAAAAGAUUACACAUUUAUGUCAGUUUGCCUUUAUUCUUUUUAUCUGUUUCUGCUUGACACGUUUGCACCAGGAUCAGUCCAGAGUGCACCCCGCCUCUCGCCUGAAGUCAGCUGGGACAGCCUCCAGCAUAAUUGCCAGCCGAGUGGUUAGCAUGUUGGCCACACAGAAGAUCUGGGUUCUAAUCUUCGUUGACAUCUCUGUGGGGGGUUUGCACAUUAUCCCCGUGUGUGCGUGGGUUUUCUCCGCGUGGUUACCUCCCACAUUCCAAAAACAUGCUUUUUAGGUUAAUUGGAGACUAAAUUGUCCAUAGGUAUGAAUGUCGGUGUGGUUGGUUGUCUAUAUGUGCCCUGCGAUUGACGGGCGACCAGUCCAGGGUGUACUCCGCCUCUCUCCCGAAGUCAGCUGGGAUAGGCUCCAGCAUACCCGCAACCCUAGUGAGGAUAAGUGGCAAAGAGGAUGGAUGGAUGGACUUUUGCACCAGGCUGUAUUGACAUUGCAACCUCUUUCCCAAACUGACAACUUAAAUUCCCUCUGCUCUCAUGUCUAUUUUUGUGACUGCCUCACAUCUUUUUCUCAUGCUGUGUGUGUGUUGCACCUGAGGCGUGUUUGUGUGUCUGCUACAUAGUCCACACAUCUGCCUGCCUACUCACCUGCUCCCAUAUACGGUACCUCCAUUACUGCCUGUUAUACAGGGUCAGGCAAAAUGAUCUUGACACAUUUGUAAAGGGCAAAGAAAAGUGUUACUUUUGAAAAGUACAUAUGCCAUUUUUUUCACAUGCCAUUUUGCUUUGUUUAUAAUGCCAUUGUUUUUCAGUUGCUGCCAUGAAUGGACUGGUGAGCAUCGCUCUUUCAUUGUGGACACGUUUAUCAAAACGAAUCUAACCAACACGAGCGUUCCGUUUGCACUUCAAUCUUGGUAGGCAUGAUCCCGUACCAGCUCGAAACACGAUCUUGUUAUGGGUUUCCAACUUCAGAGCUACUGGAUCUGCAUUGAGAGUGUGGACAAUAAUGGAUCCCAUUUGACUGAAACAGAAUGGCAUAUGUACUGGAAAACACUUUAUUUGCCUUUUAUUUAACCUACAAAUGUGUCAGAUCAUUUUGCCUGACCCUGUAUAUGUGGUAUACUGUAUGGAGGUCGUGCAACACAGAACAUGGCAGUUCUUCAGCCAUGAUCCGUGCUCUUCACACCUUUUAGUUAGGGUUUUAUUAGGCAUAGACCACAUAACAUGAGUUGGUGUGUUUGUUAGGCUAAAACAGUAAUCAGUAAAUCAGUAAUUCUACAAGAAUAAAGACAAAAUAUUAAGGGAACAAGGUAAUUUAACAAGAAAAAGUAAGUCAUUCUAUGAAAAUAUUAGCAAACAUACCGUACUAUAUUUCAAACAAUGAGGCAGCACACUGGCCUAGUGGUUAGCAUGUUGGCCACACUGGCAGUUGAAUCUGGAGUUUGCAUGUUCUCCCCGUGCGUGCGUGGGUGGGUUUUCUCCGGGUACUCCGGUUUCCUCCACAUACCAAAAACAUUCAUGUUAGGUUAAUUAAAUUGUCCAUAGGUAUGAAUGUGAGUGAAUGGUUGUAUGUGCCCUGCGAUUGGCUGGUGAGGGUGUACCCUGCCCACCCUUGCCCGAAGUCAGCUGGGAUAGGCUCCAACGUACCUAGUGAGGACAAGUGGCAUGAAGAUGGAUGGAUGGACAGAACAAAGUUGUCAUUUUUGCAAAACUAGGUUGCAAAAAGUUGUGUUACCAGAAUCUAAUUACGAGAAAGAAUUAAAGUUGUCAUAUGAAAACAAAAACAAAGUUGUCAGUUUGGGAAAUUAUGUUGCGAAAAAAGUUGUGUUGCGAGAAUAAAGUCAGAAUUACGCCAAAAAAAUGGCAGAAAUGAAAAAACAGGUAAUUUUACAAGAAUAAAAAUAAAGAUAAGCGUCAUUCUAUCGAGAGUCACGAUUUUAGAGGAAUAAACUUGUAUUGUGCGGAAAAAUUUCAUUAGUCGCACUGAGUUGUAUUCACGGAAUAAUGUUAUUAAAGUUGUAAUAUGGGAAAAAGCAAAUUUAAGAAAUGUUUUGAAAAUUGGGUGGGAGAAAAGCAUAAAAUGGAAAAGUCUAAAUAUUAUGGGAAGACAAUUGACAGAUUAAGAAAAAAAGGCGUAAAGACCACAGUUCAUGCUCAUAUACCACCCGCCUCUCGCCUGAAGUCAGCUGGGAUAGGCUCCAGCAUACCUGCAGGGCCUAGUGGUUAGCAUGUUGGCCACACAGUCGGGAGAGCGGGAAGACCUGGGUUCGAUUCUCCCUUGGGCAUCUCUGUGUGGAGUUUGCAUGUUCUCCCCGUGCAUGCCGUUUUCCUCCCACAUUCCAAAAACAUGCAUGUUAGGUUAAUUGGCGACUUAAAUUGUCCAUAGGUAUGAAUGUGAGUGUGAAUGGUUGUCUAUAUGUGCCCUGCGAUUGGCUGGCGACCAGUCCAGGGUGUACCCCGCCUCUCGCCCGAAGUCAGCUGGGAUAGGCGACCGAAAUUACGAUAAGCGGCAUAGAAAAUGGACGGAUGGAUACUCAACUCAUUUCCAUGAAACUGAAAGAUGGAAAGAUGGCCCAUAUGCUAAAUACAUUCAAGUGCAAGUCCGGACAAAAAGCAAUUUUUCAUUCAUUCAGAGCCUGCUGACAUUCUUUUUGUGUGUUCCAAAAACAAUGACUGAUGGAUUUGUAAUAUCUCUGAUCCAAGCACUGACACAAUUACCAACAUUAAUGACAUUAGAAUAAAGACUCUCCAUGUGUGCCAUUAUUUUAGUCGAAAAAUGUAGCAAUAUUUGAUCUUGGGUGUUUUUGUGGCAUGUGGAAAAUGUUUUUGAUACCCCAGCUAUAUACCCAAAAAUAUUUCAAUUUCCUGUGGAACACAUUCCUUUUGUAAACCUUUCAUCUCUUAGCAACAACACGUGCAGACAACACACACACACACACCUGCAACAUCUAUUAAUAUUUACAUUUAUUUUUUUUCUGUCGUUGCUAUUUUUCUUGACACUAACCGUUGAAUUAAGGUGCGAAGAUUUUGGUAACGAUUCUGAUACAAAUCCUCACUUAAUUAUCACUUUUCACGUGUCUUUUCAAGGUGAGGAUGUUAAUGUGAUAGUGUUUAUUGUGUGCUCAGUGAGUGUUUAGUGUGUGCUCAGUGAACCUGAGCAGGUUUAGAGGCGUUUCAGUGAAGGAGGCGGUUUAGGUGAGGUCAGCCUGCAGCUGAUGCCGAUGAUGCUGCUGGGACUCCCACACUGAGCAGAUGGAAUUGUGGGAAAAGAUGAGAUGUGAGACGGGUACUUCAUCAGCUGCUGUGUGCGUGUGCGCGCGCGCCCGUGCGUGUGUGUGUGCGCAGCUCGCGCUCUCUCCUCUCCUCCCUCCCUUCCCCUCCCCACUUCUCUGCGCUCCUCAGGGCGGCCACACAGCGGGCUGUCUCGGCUCCAUAGCAGAUCGGGCUGCCUUAUCUCAUACAGCGGAUCGACUCCAGCGCCGACCCUCUGCUGGCUGCCAGCCCUCCCACCUCCUACGGAGAAGUGGGAUCUUGUCUUUAUUAUCUUUUCCCUGGAUCUUUUGUCUGCAGACGGCGGGCUGCCGUGAUGCUCCGCAGCAGCAGAUGUGCCGGCCUGAGUGACGCAACUCAUAGUGGGAUGCGGAACCCCUCCCUUCUAAGCGUAUAAGCAACAGGAAGCAGAUUGGCAAAGGGAUUAAAGCACAUUAUGGAUGCUGCACCAUUGGUUGUCUAUGGAGGUCACUAGCUAGAGCUUUGCUGCCAUGGAUGAAGAGGAAGAGAGUAUCAUUGAGUCUUAUAUGGUGCAGGACUCCGCCCACUUCGUCCUUCCCUACUUCCUUAACGGACAACGAAGAAACACGUCUGCAUAUGUUCGCAUCCACCAGCAAGACGACAUCUAAUCCAAGUACCGCUAGCCACGAAGCAACCAUGGCCAGACAAGACGCCCCUCACUUCCUCCACGGCUUUGACCUCAGCGCCCACUUUGUUGACCUCCGACCUCUCGGCGUCGGAGGCACCGGGCUGGUCCUGUCGGCCUUGGACCAGCGUACGGGACGACGCGUGGCCAUUAAGAAGCUACUGAUGCGGGAUGCUGUGACGGUGAAGCACGCCCUGAGGGAGGUCAAAAUCACCCGCCGACUCCGCCAUGAGAAUGUAGUCCAGGUCCAUGAGGUUCUGUCCCCCUACGGAAGACCCCCGGCGAAGGAUCCGGCCCAGCUCGGAGCCCUGUAUGUGAUCCAGGAGUGCAUGGAGACGGAUUUGGCUCGACUGCUGGAGCAAGGAGCGCUAUCUACAGGCCACGCUACUCUGCUGUUCUACCAGCUGCUGAGGGGGCUCAAGUUCAUCCACUCAUCCAACGUGCUGCACAGAGACCUGAAGCCCGCCAACAUAUUCAUCAACACCGACCAACUGCUGCUCAAGAUCGGAGACUUCGGCCUGGCCAGGAUAGUCGACCCUCACUAUUCUCACAAGGGCUAUCUGUCCGAGGGUCUGGUCACUAAGUGGUACUGUUCUCCUCGUCUGCUGCUGUCCCCCAACAACUACACAAAGGCGAUAGACAUGUGGGCCGCAGGAUGCAUCCUGGCAGAAAUGCUCACAGGGCGCAUGCUCUUUGCAGGCGCUCACGAGUUGGAGCAGAUGCAGCUCAUCCUUGACACGGUGCCAGUGAUCAGAGACGAGGACAGACAGGAUCUGCUACAGGUGAUGCCUUCAUAUAUUAAUCAUGGCUGGAAGGUCAAGAAGCCCUUCUCUCAGCUGCUUCCUGAGGUGGAUGCUGAAGCUGUGGACUUCCUGGAACAAAUCCUGACCUUUAACCCCAUGGAUCGCCUGACAGCCGAGGCGGCACUGUCCCAUCCCUUCCUGCGUUUGUAUUCCUGUCCGGACGACGAGCCCGUCUCGUCGCAUCCCUUCCACAUCGAGGACGAGCUGGAGGACAGCCUCAUCAUGGAGCACAGCCUCAGCAACAGCCUCAGUCGGGCCUCCAGCAUCCACUGGGACAGGUGCCGUACAACGCUGGAAUCCCGUAAUAACAAUGCGAUCAACGUGCGUUCCCUUCUGUGUUUCAACAGUUUAUCAACAGAUGUGUGCUGGCAGCAGUCAGGAGGGAAAUGUCGAUGCGUGCCCUCGGGUCACGUGACCUCUGAUGUGGAAGACACGGCAGAGGAAGAGGAGGUCCAAAGGGACCCCAGAGCCAGUUGUGCCUCACUUUUAGAAGAGGCCCAGGUGGACCCACGUAAAUAUUCCCACAGCAGCUCUGCUGAACGCUUCCUGGAACACUCACACUCCUCCCUGGACCGGGCCUGUGGUUUGGGCUUCGGGGACUUGGACUGCGGCCGUUCGUGCGACUACAAAGUGGGCUCGCCGUCGUAUCUGGACAGAAUCGCUUGGAGAGAGGGCAAGCCUCAGCACUACUCUGAACCCAGGCUCAUUCUGGAUCUGUCUCACUGGAAGCGCAACACCACCAGCAACGCUCCGGUGUCCAUCCAGCCCAUCGGUGGCAGUGUGGAGGACGUGAGGGAGGUUGUGCAAACAGAAACGGGGGAUUUAUUCCAGGAGAUCUCCCACUGGGUGGAGAGCACCCAGUCUCGUCUGUACUCACCUAGUCCAUCUUUGGAGCCACAAUCACCCUCCUGCUACACCUCCUCCCCACCUCUCCCCCUCUCCCCUACCGACCUCCAGACCCCAGUCUUCCACUACUCAGAGCUUGAACCGCAUCCUUUCCCAUCCGACUACGACGAGGACAGACUCAGCCCCUUUCCACCCAUCACUCCCACCUCUCCUCUACCUCCACAGUCACCUCACAGCGAGUCCCCUGCUUCCUCUCCUCUCUUUCCUCCUUCUCAGCCAGAACCUCUCUCCUCCUCAUCCUCCUCCAUGGCUGAGUCCCGGGAGUCACUCCCCGUCAAGCAGAAGGAGCGUCUGUUCGACUUGGAUGUAUUUAUCUCCCGUGCUUUGAAACUGUGCCGAAAGAAUAAGGAGAAAGGAGACGGGAAAGGGCGGAGAGAGGGCGGAUGGAGGGAGGAGAGUAGAAACUGCAGGGUCUCAAGACCUCCUGAGCACAGGACGCCACCACCACAGACCUAAAGCCCACGAUACAAAAAGGCAUUUUAACACUGGAGGGUGCUUACAGUAUAUUUUGAUUCUCAAUAGAUCGUUUGGUUUUAAGGCUGAUUGUUUAAAACUUGGCCAUAAUUUGGUUUCAGUUAUUAUUUUUUCUACUUUGAAAUGUAUUUGUACUUUAUUUAUCCCACAGCGGGGUACACCCAUGCUUACACUCUUUACCCUCUGGUCCGCCCCCAUUAUAACAACAUUCUUGAUAUACUGCAAUCCUGCAUGCAUCACAAAACCGUUGCUAACAAAAACGUCAGACCUCAGUCGCUCGGCGUUAUUUCCUCUCCGUUCGUAUCACUACGCGCCCUCUCCUGUUCGUUGUUGUGAGUGUGUGUUGGAGACUGCUGCGACGGGAGACUCAGGCGUCGCAGCAGUCUUCCUCCGCUGUGGAACACAUACACAACAAUGGUCAGGCGAGAGCGAGUAGUGAUACGAAAGGAGAGGAAAUAACACAGAGCGACUGAGAGGUGGGACUUUUUUUGUGGUGCAAAUGUAUUUCUCUUUUGAACGCAUAUUGUUUUGAGAAGCCAAACUCUUUACUUCCGUGACCCCAGCAACUAACCGGAACUACGUUCCUCCUCACCGAAAUCCGACCAGAACUCCGCUCACGGAACAAAGUGGGGGGUAAGUCACUGUUGAUACACUGCAGUGCAGAUGGUGAUGUCAUACAACUUCAUGUCAAAAAAUUCAAACUAUCACUUUAAUAACAUUUUCUCACGAAUACCAAAUAAAUCAAAGAAGAUCUGUGAGCUUAUUCUAACAAAAAUGGUAUAAAACAUAAAAAAAUAUCCACAAUUGAUGUCAUUGGUGAUAUCUGAAGCUUUAAAAACAAUUUGAUUUGGUGACGGUAGGAAAAAAUAUUCCUAUGUUCCAUUUUUAUCACGCUUUUAUGAGAGUGACCGUUUUGGGACCUAACGGUAAAAAGUGUAACUUCAUUUUAAAGGGGCCUCAAGGUUUGAAUGCUUGCUUUUACACUGUUUUUUUUUUCUUCCUCUUAUAAUAACACAAGGGCAUCAACCAUGUAGGAACCAAAACCAGAUCUUGCUUCAGUGCUUUGCUUAAGGUUGGAAAUGAACCUUGUGUUCUUUUAAUAUUUUAUAACGUUUAAGCAGACAGAACAGAUCUAACAAUACAGUAUAAGAGUUACAGGUUUUUCAUCAGACAGCAAAAAUAUAUUUAAAACUCAAAUUUAAUAUACAUUUGCUGUUUUACUUUUGUAAAAAAGGUGUGUCACUCGGGUGGUACCCUUAAAUGUUUUGUACCCUUGACACUUUUACAGCGCAGGAGCAUACCUGUACCUUGUUGGCCUUGGGAAAUGUUACAAGGAGUUACCAUGGAGUCCACCAAUAAGCCCUAUGGGGUACAUAAAGGUACAGAUUGUACUGCAACCAGUACUUCUGACUGUUUACUCUGCUCCUUUUUAUCACUUGUAGCUGAGGCAACGCUGCACUCGGUACCACACAAAAGGGAUCAGUUUCGUAUACAAGAUGCUUACUUUACCAAAUGUCUUCUGCACACAGGAAGUUCCUAUGAAUGUACUGAAUGAGGACAAAAACACAACAUAUAGUCAUCCCUCGUUUAUCGCUGUUAAUUGGUUCAGAUCUGACCAUGGUAAGUGUAUUAGAUCUAUGUAGACAUGAAAUAACACCCCUAUAGUCAUCUUUACACUCCUAUUAUUCUUACACUUUACACCACAUUGCUAAUGCGCAGGCUACGGGAUCACUGCAGGGACCACGGCUGCAUAGCAUGCUAGUGAGCUAACUAGCUAGCCUCCAAUUCAUUAAUUCUAACCAAAAACUUAACCACUUCCACACGGAAUGAGGAGAAGUUUUUUUCACUCUAUCAUGUCGGACAUGCCGUUGCUGACUCCAUGCAGUGUGGCAAUAAUGUAAUGUAAUGUCAUGCGAAUGUGAAACAUUACUGACGCCUCGUAGCAAGAAUACUAGAUGUAACUUGUAUUUCAAUAUUUUUGACCAAUAAUGUGCCGUAGUCAACCACGAAACAGCGAUCAUUAAUUAAUAAUUUAAAAAAAAAAAGCGAUAGAGUGGGGGGCGAUAUUCCAACCGCGAUGUAGCGAGGGAGGACUGUACUGCAUUGUGAUGCUGCAACAUGCCUUGUAAACCUGUAUAAAAUGUACAUUUCUUCCGACUGUUCUUGGUGUGUUCAAAGUGAAGUUGAAGCACAUGUUGUGUUCAUUUGCAGUGUUUUUGUUGGUUUUAAUGUGCAAUGCUGCAUCUUUUUCUUUUUCAAAGACUUUUUUUGCAAUACAGUGCUAAAAUUUCCAAUGCACAAACUAUAUACUACACACUGUAUAAUGUCAUUUUGUCCCUAAUUUGAAACAAUCAUUUACGCUUUUUAAGUAAUAAGUUGCAUUUGCUGUCGCUUUAGUUGUUUUGCCAAGAUGCAAUAUAAAUUAUUAUUUUCUGUAACUUUGGUCUCCAAAACACUCAGAUUCAAUGAAGGUGCCGUAAAAUUAACAUUUUUAGAGUUAAAGAGCACAUUUUACACAUUAUACUCUACACUUUCCACUAAGACAGCAAUAACGUCUCUGACAAAUGACCCAAAUUGAACGUGGUACCCGAGCUCCAAUUCUGUUAUAUUUUUUCUUGAAUGAAGCAAUGCAGAUAAUGUGCCUCUACACCUCAAUGCUUCCCAGCUUGCAUUUGAAUGUAACAUAACCUCUAACACCCUUCUGCAUGCUUUGACUCUAAUGCAAAUUGCUUACAAUAACUUUAUAACACUAACCAUGUGUCACCAUCAUACUUGCAGGCAUUUUUCUACUUUGGGGAAUGUGGGGAGGUUUUUAAUUAAAUGCUAAUAUUGUUGGCUGGUAUCUAUUUUGCACCUUUUUGUGGAAAGAAAUAAAAAUUA
Molecule: messenger RNA, 9550 nt
Organism: Dunckerocampus dactyliophorus (ringed pipefish)
Lineage: Eukaryota; Metazoa; Chordata; Actinopteri; Syngnathiformes; Syngnathidae
Gene: mapk4
Product: mitogen-activated protein kinase 4
Exons: 9
Coding region: 4337-6652 (771 amino acids)
Biological process (GO): protein phosphorylation; intracellular signal transduction; cell surface receptor signaling pathway
Cellular component (GO): nucleus; cytoplasm
Molecular function (GO): MAP kinase activity; ATP binding
Source: RefSeq, a predicted model, not a curated record